UGAGGGCAGGGCCCGGCCCCGCCUCCCUCCCUCCCUGGGGCCCGCACGUCCCUCACGUUCGGCGGGGACAUGGCGGGGGCCGGCGGCGAGGGCCCCGACAGUCCCUGGCCCGGGCCGACGGGGGCAAUGGCGGCGACGGCGGCAUGAGGCUGGUGCGGUGCCUGCGUCGGGCCGCCUCAGCGGGGCCGGGCGCCCUCAGCUCCGUCCCGGGGCAGGUGGACUUCUACUCGCGCUUCUCGCCGUCGCCCCUCUCCAUGAAGCAAUUCCUGGAUUUCGGAUCUGUGAAUGCUUGUGAAAAGACUUCAUUUAUGUUUCUACGUCAAGAGUUGCCUGUAAGAUUGGCAAAUAUAAUGAAAGAAAUAAGUCUGCUUCCUGACAACCUUCUCCGAACACCUUCAGUGCAACUGGUGCAGAGCUGGUAUAUCCAAAGUCUUCAGGAGCUUCUUGAUUUUAAGGACAAGAGUGCCGAAGAUUCUAAAGCUAUUUAUGAUUUUACAGAUACUGUGAUAACAAUCCGAAAUCGACACAAUGAUGUCAUUCCUACCAUGGCCCAGGGUGUGGUUGAAUACAAGGAAAGCUUUGGUGUGGAUCCAGUGACCAGUCAGAAUGUGCAGUAUUUUUUAGAUCGUUUCUACAUGAGUCGCAUAUCAAUUAGAAUGCUGCUCAAUCAGCACUCUUUACUAUUUGGUGGAAAAAAUAAAGGAAGUGCAGCUCAUCGCAAACACAUUGGAAGCAUUAAUCCGAACUGCAAUGUUGUUGAAGUUAUUAAAGAUGGCUAUGAAAAUGCAAGGAGUCUGUGUGAUUUGUAUUACAUUAACUCUCCUGAAUUGAAGCUCGUAGAGCUAAAUGCCAAAUCACCAGGACAGCCCAUGCAAGUGGUAUAUGUGCCAUCCCAUCUCUAUCACAUGGUGUUUGAACUUUUUAAGAAUGCAAUGCGAGCUACCAUGGAGCACCAUGCAGACAAAGGGGUUUACCCCCCUAUCCACGUUCAUGUCACACUGGGGAAUGAGGACUUGACUGUGAAGAUGAGUGAUCGUGGAGGUGGGGUUCCUCUGAGGAAAAUUGACAGGCUCUUCAACUAUAUGUAUUCAACUGCACCUCGACCUCGUGUUGAAACAUCCCGAGCUGUGCCCUUGGCUGGCUUUGGCUAUGGUUUGCCCAUAUCACGUCUUUAUGCACAGUAUUUCCAAGGAGACCUGAAACUUUAUUCCUUAGAGGGAUAUGGUACGGAUGCAGUUAUCUACAUUAAGGCCCUGUCGACAGAAUCGGUGGAGAGACUUCCCGUGUAUAACAAAUCCGCUUGGAAACAUUAUAAAACCAAUCACGAAGCAGAUGAUUGGUGUGUGCCAAGUAGUGAACCAAAGGACAUGACCACGUUUCGCAGUGCAUAG
This is a messenger RNA of Tachyglossus aculeatus (Australian echidna), 1391 nucleotides long. RefSeq names its product pyruvate dehydrogenase kinase 1 (gene PDK1). Bases 144 to 1391 code for a protein of 415 amino acids. The transcript has 11 exons. Gene Ontology annotation, biological process: regulation of glucose metabolic process; protein phosphorylation. Gene Ontology annotation, cellular component: mitochondrion. Gene Ontology annotation, molecular function: pyruvate dehydrogenase (acetyl-transferring) kinase activity. The record is from RefSeq and is a predicted model, not a curated record. Lineage: Eukaryota; Metazoa; Chordata; Mammalia; Monotremata; Tachyglossidae.